Triticum urartu is the source of this 722-nucleotide messenger RNA. RefSeq lists its product as uncharacterized. NCBI's taxonomy places the organism in Eukaryota, Viridiplantae, Streptophyta, Magnoliopsida, Poales, Poaceae. The record is from RefSeq and is a predicted model, not a curated record.
CAACUAAUUGAGGCUCUCUCUUGGUAGCUAGAGACAAGCCAGCCAUAUCCCCAUGAAUCUCAAGCCAUUGAAACAACCAGAACUCGACCGAUCCGAACAAUGUUCUACACUGGUUGGUUGCUAUAUAUAGACAUGAUCGAAUCUGCAUGCAGCAACAGAGCACGCAGUGAAGUUCAGAUAAGAAACACUAAGCUAGUUUAAGUGGUGAUUAAUCAGUUCAUCACCAGCUUCUACCUAUUAGCUCAUGGGUUCCACGGAGGCCAUCCUGUCUGCGCAGCUCGCCAGCCAAUUCUUCAGCACCAACAAGUUCAUGGCGAGCCCCGUACCGCAAAUGCAGAAGCAAUCUGAUGCCAGCAGAAGACAGGCGGAGAAGAAGGAGAUGAACAAUGAUUCUGCUGUCAAGCAACGGCAGCAACUGAAGCCACGGUUCGCCCUGGAGCUGGAUGGGCUCAAUUGCUUCGAGACCCUUGUCCCUCUCUGAAGCACUAGUUAGCUGAAUGGGCUCCUUGAUUAUUAUUAUUUUGUGUACUACCUAGCCUACAAAAACGUCUUUUAUUUUGAUACAGAGGGAGUACUUUCCAACACAUAGAUUUUUGUCUUUGUCUCAAAAGAAAAAAACAUAGAUUUUUGUCUGCGAGAGGCUCAUUAUAUGGGCGGCAGUUGUGUCUUUUAUUUCACGAGUGAUUAUUAACUCGUAAAUACAUUUUUAUGUUAACAGAUCA